Molecule: messenger RNA, 1284 nt
Organism: Rotaria sp. Silwood2
Lineage: Eukaryota; Metazoa; Rotifera; Eurotatoria; Philodinida; Philodinidae
Source: the annotation of a GenBank genome assembly
AUGGAAACUGCAAUAGAUCGAUCAUCAUGUUUCUUGUUGCAUACAAAAUCAAACGAGAAAUUAGAUCAGUUGAAACAAGAUAUAAAUAAGCGAAUGAAGAAAAUACAAGGACGACUUAAACCAUCGAGUAUAUAUUCAAUACAAGAUAUGUUGCUAGCUGGAUUCAGAUACACUGGUGAUGGUGACACCGUUCAUUGUGACCAAUGUCAUUUAGAAGUAUCUGGAUGGACUGAAGAUAUGGUACCAAAUAUUGUGCAUACUGAACGUAAUCCUAAUUGUCCAUUUGUUUGUUCUAAAUUACUAAACUCUUUUUUGAAAUCCAAUAAUGAAAAAAAUCCUAGAAAACGUCAGAAAACAGAAUCUUAUUGGCAUCAAUUUAAAUCGAAUUUAAAAUUGUCCGAAGUGAAUAAACUCAAACAAAUCCGACGUCGAACAUUUUCUCAUUGGUCUCAUGAAAUAAAACCAUCUGCUGAACAAAUGAUUAAUGCUGGAUUUUUUGCAUGUAAUGUUGGUGAUCGUGUUAUUUGUUUAUAUUGCAAUUUGAUUUGUCAACAAUGGAAAGCAGAUAUCGAUGAUCCAUCUGAAGUUCAUAAAACACUUUCACCGAUAUGCCCAUAUGUUUUAUCAAUCCUACAAGACCAUAAUGAAACUAAUCCAUCAGAGGAGAGAAGAGAAAAUGAUAAUCUAUAUAUUUCAAACCAAUUUCAAUUACAAUUUAAUGAUUCGAAUAUCUUAUCACGUUUUGUUGCUGCUCGACUUGAUUUAUCGAGUUCGCAAAAUCUACUCGAUCAAAACUUUAAGUUAUCAGUUAUAAAACGAUGUUGGGAAGAUCAAUUACAAUUAAAACAAGACGAUUUUAUUAGUGAUGCUGAUCUCUUAAUAGCAUGUACUAUUCUACAAAAGCAAAUCGAUCAUAUCAAAGGUAAUAAAGAUAAUAUUAUUAUUCCUAGUGUUCAGAUGAAGAGAAUUCUUGAGACAAAUCAAUCUGAUUCAUCAACACAUUCAAACAAUGACAAGAUGGAUAUAUCACAAAAUCAAUUAGUUUCUGAGACAUCUAAAAUCAAAUCGACAACAACAAAUAAAAAUGACUCAACAAUGCCAGAAAAAGAUGCAACAAAAAUUUCGUCGAUAAUUAAUCCCUGUAUUAUAUGUCAUGGAGACGAGAAACAACUGGCCUGUAUCCCAUGUGGUCAUUUAACGACAUGUCUUUCCUGUAGUCGUACGCUUCGAACAUGCCCAACAUGUCGAAGACAUAUCGAAGCAUUUGUUCGUGUUUAUAUUUAA